Molecule: messenger RNA, 1398 nt
Organism: Lachancea lanzarotensis
Lineage: Eukaryota; Fungi; Ascomycota; Saccharomycetes; Saccharomycetales; Saccharomycetaceae
Gene: LAS1
Product: LALA0S11e04786g1_1
Exons: 1
Coding region: 1-1398 (465 amino acids)
Biological process (GO): maturation of 5.8S rRNA; maturation of LSU-rRNA
Cellular component (GO): preribosome, large subunit precursor; Las1 complex
Molecular function (GO): endonuclease activity
Source: RefSeq, a predicted model, not a curated record
AUGCAAAGAGGUGAGCUGAGGAUCGUUCCAUGGCGAUUUGAGUCAGAUCUGACGAGAAUCGGCGAAUGCUUGUAUUCUGCCAAACACGGGACAGCAGACUUGCGACAUCAGGCAGUAUUGGAAGUCAAGUGCUGGGCUAGUAGAGGGCCAUAUGUGCCGCACACAGUGGAAUCUACAGCACACCUGACGGAAGCCAAGUUGCUGGAUGAGCAGGCGGUCACUGGGGAUACCAUUCUACAGCUAAGCUACACUAUGGCGAUGAUCCGAUUCGUAAACGGUCUUCUAGAUCCGAUGCAACAAUCACAGUUUGCUAUCCCAUUGCACGUUUUGGCAGAGAGAAUGGAGCUGCCAUCCUGGUUCGUUGAACUUCGGCAUUGCGGGACUCAUGAAAGAGAAAUGCCAAGUUUGGACAUGUUGCGGGUGGCAGUGGAUCAGGCGUUAGAGUGGCUAUGGGAUAAUUUCUGGAACGCGGUACCAGGUCAAGAUCUUCGCCGUAAUAACAAAAGCCAAACGGAUUUCAACGAGUUAUGUUUGAAUGAAGCGGCUCCGGACCAGGAAAGCGUAGACAAACUCAUAAAGAAAGUGCCAUCGAUCGCGAACCUUCUUGCCAAGAACCCCAAUUUGGGCAAAAUUCAGCAUAUGUCAUCUUCGUUCACAGGCGAUGAAGCUUCUCGCGAUCCUCCGUCUAAAAAACGCAAAAGUCAAGAAAAGCCAGAGGACAAGUUGGAAAGAUUUGUGCUGCUGGCCAAAGAAACGUGGAAGACUUGCAAGUCACAACCGGACGUCUUCCUGGAGAAAUUCAUUCGAAAUUACAAUUGUAGCUCACCGGUCGUUUUAGAGCUGCUAUCACAACGAAUCCAGCCGUUUGGAUAUGAACUGAGUCGAUGGGUUUUACAAAAUUAUCAAUUGAGUCUCAAGUCGGAAAAAAGUCCACUCCGAGAAACCUUCGAUGUUUCUCAGCUAAAGAAGUUCUUACCAGAGAUGUGCAAACACGCCCUGAACGUGAAAACCAUUAUUGUCGACUGGGAGAAAUGGGCUGACCUACUCCGAGAAUAUCCAAACUGGAUUUCACUUCAAAUUCUACAAAGCUGUAAAAUCGAUCUCUCCACCGUAAGCGAGAAAUUCCGCAGGCGAUAUCAGUCUGAGGUGGCAGAGUUGAAAGUUCUCUUCGAGAGUUACCAAAAAUGUGUUACGAAUUCCGAGCUGACAAUGUAUCAGUUGACACCCUCUGUCAACCGUGCAAGUGGCACGAUGACAGCGUUUAAGAAUCCCAUUACCAAUUCUACAAACGCGAUCUUGGACGACUUGCAAAAAUUGAAGCAGAAUGCAGCGGAAAAGAAGAUAUACGCAUGGGAGCCUGUGAAAGAUUGGACGCCGCGACCAUUCGGGCAGACCUAA